This is a messenger RNA of Seminavis robusta, 4093 nucleotides long. Lineage: Eukaryota; Bacillariophyta; Bacillariophyceae; Naviculales; Naviculaceae. The record is from the annotation of a GenBank genome assembly.
UAUUAAUGGAGCCAUACGACACUGAGACAAACGGUUCCUCGUUGGAAAGUGAUGGCAGACUGGAAACGCAAGAAGAGGGCUUUGUGGAAAGGACUCGUGUCGUCGGUUGCCAUUUCCUGGAUCUCUGGUUGGCAGUUCGAGAAAACCUUCGAAGGGUAUUCAUCUUGGGGAAGAUUGUCUAGUAGCUAGCCAACAAUAGAUCUCGAGCUGCUUGUGGUUAAUGAUGAUGGCCUCUCUAUCUCUAUCUAUUGCCUGUUCAACAACGUCAACAUAAAAUAAGGGGCAAUGGAUGGACGGCUGUGGUCGAAGGGUUAACACGGUAGUCUCAUUAGGGUUUUUCUAUUUUUGGAAAAAUCAACUAAAAAGUGCGCUGGCUUAUUCACUUUUUCUCCCAGGAAUGAACCGGAAAACACGAUUGCUACCAUGGCAGAGCUGCUUCCGAAAAGCCACAACAUCCAUGACUGCUAAUGAUACCUACGAUAACCAGUGUAGCCAUCACGACUUGAGACUUGAGGGAGAUAUCCAGCAUCAAGCUCUGUUUGCUUUGCUUUGCUUUGCUUGGCUGAGAUACCCAAUGUAAUCACUGCUGCACCUCGUACGGUAUCAAGAGCAGAGGUGCGAAACAAGAAUCAGAUCUUUCGUUGCAAGUCCUGGUUUCUUCUGGACCUGGUUGCGAGUGUUUCUUUCCCAAAGAAUUGAUAAUAAUAAUUGGCCCCUGCUCAAUCAAGCCUUUGAAUUCUUACGAGCUGGGUAUCAUGAAGCAAGCACAAGCCCCUUCGACGAAGAGCGCACAAAAGAGUGCCUCACAAAAACCAAAAGCCAAAUCCAAAGUUGGCAGUAAAUCCAACAAGCCUCCAUCCAAACAGCAGAAAGCAACUUCUACUCCCAUGAUUGCCACGGCUUCUGCCAACAUGGCCCCCGAUACGUCGUCCCUGUUGGGGGGGAUAUGGAUUGAUGCCCCCAGCAGCGGUAGCAAUGGAACUGACGUGGAUGUGGAUACCGUCAUCUCGGAAAUCACUCACGAUCUUACUGCCUUUGCCGCUGACUCUGCCAAGAAACCCGUGUCCAAACCAACAACCAGCAAACCAGACAACAAACCACCCGUGGCCAAUGCGGAUGCCUUGAUGGAAGAAUUGCUCAACUGUUUGAAUGGAGCCACGGGAAGGGCCACUCCUGCCAAGGCGGCUGGAAUCAAAAAGAAGGCUCCCACCACUCCCAGUACGGCCCAGAGCACUCCGGAUCGUCCCGUCAAGGCCGCCCCUGCUGCUGCCAAGAAGAGGACUUCCAAAAGCUCGGAUUCAGUUGCCAUUACCAACAAGUCCUUGUCUACGGCAGGAUCAGCUACAGCUACUGCCACGGGAGCUACAGCCAGCACUACCACCACGGCGAAACAAUCUACCAAAGUCAAGCCACCGGCAACUCCCACGCCCCAAAAGAAAAAGGCCCCUACUAUGGGUAUGGACGUUUCACCCAAUCCUCAUGUGCGCAAGCCAAAGCCAGCUCCAACUACUGCAGCUUCAGCCGUACCAAAACCACCAAAGGCUGCCCCCAAAACGACUGGCAUGGCCAUGAUGAAAACACCCCCACCCACAACAGCAACAACAACAUCACCCAACAAUAAUAGCAACAACCUCGGGUUGUCGGAAUUAUCCAAACAGCUGCGUGUCCAACGAGCCAAGAACGAAUGGCAGCAUCAAGAAAUUGCCCGUCUCGAACGACAAAUUCGAAUCUUGUCCGACUUGAAGGGCGUCUCGGUGGCGGAUCUGCGAUUCUCCCUCGAAUCGGCGUGUCAGGAAGAAGCGCAUGGUGAAUUGCGCAAUCAGGUCCAAUCCUUGCAGGCACAACUCGAGGCGCUCCAAACGCAACGCGAUGCGACUCGUCGACGUGCAUCCACGGCCACUACCGAAGCGGCACAAUCCAAGAUUGCCACGCUCCAGUUGCGCAUUGGAGAAUUGGAAGAAGUCGAUCAUGCCAAGCAGGCCGAAUUGCAGGGUCUCUAUCAACAGUUGCAAGGACAGUCGCAAAAGACCACCACGUUGCAAACCACCAAUGAUCAACUGGCGGGGCGAUUGCAACAGUUCGAGAACAUUGCCAAACAGUACAUUCAGGAUUUGGAGGGAAUCACCGGUGAACGGGAUACCUUGCGUCAACAAGUCGCCGCGCUGUCGCAGCAGUUGCACGAUCAAAAGCAUCAACAAGAGUUGGCACAGGCCAUGAAGAAUAUUGAGGAUGAACUCGAUAAGGAAAAGAAGCGCAAACAGGCUUAUUUGAACCAGGCACGACAGCAACACCAGCAACAACAACAGCAACAACACAGUGCCAAUGCCAGGGGACCAGCCGUCAACAAUCGUCUUUCCGGUUCGCAAUUGGCGGCUAUUCAAGGUGUGGUCGGACGUCAGGCAGGAGUGCCCGUCAUGUCGCCACGAGCAGGUGACGCUGCCACCAUUGCUACCAAUGUAAUCCCGGACGAUGUCAUGAGCUUGAGCACCGCGAGUCAAAGUGUCAGUGUUGUGCCCAGCAAUCCAUUCGAGGGUUUGGAAGACGAUGUCAGUCACCUCGGUGCGGACGACAUGUCGGUCCACACCUUUGACGCCCUCAUGAUGAAUGGUCUCAGCGAAGAACAGGCCAAGGAGGCUUUGGCCAAGGAUGCCAAGAUUACCGAACUCUACGAAGAGUUGCGGGGUCAUGCCACCAAGGCGUCGCAACUGCAGACUCUCUGUGCCAAUCAAAAGAUGCAUCUCGAUCGAUUCGCACAAGAACUCAAUGAAAAGCAGGGAUUGCUCAAGUCGACACAGAACAAUUACAACUUUGCAAAGUCUGAACAUGAUAGUCUCUACCAACGUUUCUGUGAUGUCGAGUUGCAGUUGCGAGUCGAGCAGGAAAAGGUGGAAGGAUUGGAACGAAACUUGAACGCUCGCGUGAAUGAGAGCCAGCUGCGCGAUGAACAGAUGAAAUGCCGAUUCCAGGUCCAGACCGAGCGCAUUGCCGAUUUGGAACAACAGCAGCAAUCCUUGUACGCGGCAUUUCAGUUGCUGCAGCAAGAAGUGCGGGCUCAAGACUCGGAACACAAAACGCUCAAGUCCAGCUUGGAUGAAGCCGAUUCCGAGGUGGCUCGUCAGUUGCGAGAAAGCGAAGUGGGCGGCAACGACAGGCGAUCCAGUCUAUCGUCGCCGAUGGACAUGUCUUCCCAAAGGAAUGUCGUGUCUUCCCAAAGGAAUGUGUUUGAUGUUCCCUCUUCGGGAGGAGAGUACGGAGGUGAUUUCUCGACCGUGACCGCCACGGAAGUCUCUCCUUAUGCUGACAUGCAUGAAUCGACAAGCAGUCUCUAUGUUCCAACAGAACUCACACCACAACAACAAGGAAUCGAUCACCCCAUGCAAAUGUAUGGCUAUCUGUGGAAGCUUGACAAGAUUAAAGGGUGGAAGCGAAGGUUUUUCGCCCUCUACGGGGAGGGCGGAGUGUAUCAGAUGACGUACAGCGACGGCCCCAAGGAACGCGUCAAGGGAACUAUCUCCAACAUCACAAUGGGCGUGUCGACGGUGGCGGAAACCAACAAGUCCAUUAAGAAGCCAUUUUCUUUUGUUUUGCACGUGGAUCCUUUGCGGCACGGUGCUCCUGUGCUGUAUGCGGCUGCGCCAGAUGCGGCAAACUUUAACAAAUGGAUGAGCGCCCUGAAGGCCGCCACCAUUCGGCCUGAAGACAGCAUGUUCAUGUCUCAGGCCAAUUUGUCCGCCGAGGCCCAGGUGGAGGCCGACAUGGAAGUCGCACGUCAAAUGUCAGUCGGCGACUUGAACUACAAUAGUAGUGCUAAUGACGCGGACGCCCAAAUCGAGGCCGACCAUCUCAUGGCCAUGAGGCUCUCGAUUCAAAACCAGCCCAACCAAGCGUAUGCAUAGAAUUUAUGGUGGUGGCUGUGAAGUUUGAGAAUGCGUCUUUGUGUCUCUUGAAGGGUUUUGAGCGAGGGGACACUGUAGGUUGCAUACACGAAAUGAUGGGUCACAUGAGAAAGUAUCCCAAUGAACAAUGCACACGUACCGGUAGCUAGUACAGAGUAGAACGAAAAGAACGAAAACUUGAGCUUUGGUUUUGUAGC